Messenger RNA from Physella acuta, 2670 nucleotides. Its product is annotated as putative neurotrophin receptor LTRK 1. Gene Ontology annotation, cellular component: axon; signaling receptor complex; plasma membrane. Gene Ontology annotation, biological process: positive regulation of kinase activity; protein phosphorylation; positive regulation of neuron projection development. Lineage: Eukaryota; Metazoa; Mollusca; Gastropoda; Physidae. The record is from RefSeq and is a predicted model, not a curated record. Gene Ontology annotation, molecular function: neurotrophin receptor activity; ATP binding; neurotrophin binding.
GAACCUGAUGUAACGGGACAUUGUAGCCAGGUGUGCUGUAACAUCACAAGCCUAAAAAUUCACGAGCGGCCACAAGAAGAUAAUAAUAAAGUUAAUUCUCUCAACGAUGUUAUGAUCCGAGAGGUCAUAGAAUUAGACCAGUGAAAUAUUUCAGACAAAAAUUUCACAGAACCAUGAACUUCCGGUCAACAACAUGGCUGUCCCGUGGCCUGCUGACCCUGUUGUACAUGACCCUUCAACCAGUCUCUUCUACAAACCAAACUGAACAGACAGCGACAUCUAGCGAGGUUCAAAGUUCAACAAACGUUUCCUCAGUAAAUAUCGCGCAGUUCCAGCAGUUUAAAAACAACGACAGUGAUUCGCAUGAUUCUGCUCAAGAUGAGACUCCCGUGCUACUAAUGGACCACGUCCAGAACGUAGAUCAGGAUUUUGGUUGUCCAUCUGCCUGCACGUGCUCUAGAAAUUCUAGUGCUCACGUGACUAUUGAGUGCACGAAACUCGACACGUUGCAGACCGUACCUGGCAUGGACAAGGUCAAGGCUGCUGAAGUUGUUCGGAUCGUCAUUGAAAAUCAGCCUCGACUUAUUUCCCUUGGACGAGACGAGUUACAGAACUUCACUAAUCUAAAGCGUUUGGUAAUUAAACGGACAGGUUUAAAAGAAAUCAAAGACGACGCAUUUCGUGAUCUUAAAGCACUGCAAGAAUUGCAUCUAAGUGAUAACGUUUUGCAGCGGUUCCCAAAACAAUGGAUCCAGGGUCUGGUCCUGAAAGAUCUAAAUUUAGACGGCAACAUACUAGCAGACUGCCAGUGUGGGGAUGCAUGGUUGUGGGACUCCAACUUCACACGGCACCAAAACCUGAGCUGUGACGUCAAUGAUCCAUCCAGCACUGAUCGGUUCAGCUGUGUCGCGGCCCAGUACCAGGUGCCCACCGUCAGGAGGCCCUGUGCUGCACCACGUGUCAACGCAACAGUUACAGCCACGGAGCACAGAAUAGAAUACGUCAUAUCCGGCAUGCCCGUGCCUCGUAUACACUGGUUACAAAAUGGCCAGUAUAUCGACAACGGACCUGGCAUCUACUGCAAAAAACUACUGACCAAGUCAGGACUAGUUCUCGUGGUCUUACAAGUUGAAGAUGAAAUGCGAGAGUUAGGGAACCUGACGCUGGUGGCAACCAAUAGCGAGGGCUCACAGGCGGAAACUGUCAUGGUCGUUGGUGGAUUUUUUGAUCAAGGUCAAGGUCAAGGAGGUCACAACGACAGCGCCGGCCUGAAGGAAAUCAACAUAUCGCAAAUCUCCUCUGAGCUCGUCGUCUCCUUCGUGGUCGGCAUCUCUGCCACUGUGGUCACCUUCAUGCUGGUCCUCUGUCUGUACCGCACCUGGAGGUCAAAGUUCAACCUCAUCACCCGAAGAAAACACCACCUGCCGCCGCCCACGGGGAAAGGCUUGGACAGCCAGGAGAGGGUGCCCAUGAAAGGGCUACAGUUUGUGGAUAACCCGAACUAUAAGCAGACCAUCAACUACUAUCACUCUUUCAAAAACCUGGAACUCCAAAGUCUUAAACUCGUGAAAGGAAUCGGCGAGGGAGCCUUCGGUAGGGUAUUCCUGGGCACGUGCACUAGCGCCACCAAUGAGGAAACAGUUACGCUGGUGGCGGUGAAAACCCUCAAGGGAGAGAACUGCUACAAGCUGCAGGAGGAUCUGGAAAGGGAAGCGGAAGUGCUGUCGACUAUGGAGCACAAAAACAUCAUCACCUUUUACGGGGUGUGUCGCGACAACGGCCGUUUGCUGCUGAUCUUUGAGUACAUGGAGAACGGAGAUUUGAAUAAUUAUUUGAGGACCCACGGUCCAGACAGAUUCAUCUUCUUCAAAGACUGCCAACCCGACAGCCAGGAGCAAUUAAAUCAAGACGAACUAAUGUCUAUAGUCAUACAGAUCGCCAACGGGAUGGAAUAUUUGGCCUCUCAGCACAUAGUUCACAGGGACCUGGCCACCCGAAAUUGCCUGGUUGGAAAAAAUUUGGUUGUAAAAAUAAGUGACUUCGGCAUGUCGCGAGAUGUUUACACAACCGACUACUACAAGGUCAACGGCUCGGCCAUGGUGCCGGUCAGAUGGAUGUCACCAGAGACCUUCAUGUACCGGUCCUUCACCCUCGAGUCUGACGUUUGGAGCUUUGGUGUCGUCAUCUGGGAGAUCUUCACCUACGGCAAACAGCCGUGGUAUGAGUACAGUAACGUCGAGGUGAUAGAUCAGAUUAAGAACAGCCGAAUUCUAGAACAGCCUUCAUGUUGUCCGCAUGGGGUGUACAGCAUCAUGAUGGGCUGCUGGAAGACCAACCCACAGGAGCGACUGACAAUGGCCGACAUUUGUAAACUCCUGCAAAAAGAGCGGGACACCAGCUAUCUAGAGAUUAUUGCCUGAAGGGGACCAUGGAGCUUCAGCACGGCAGCAUGCAUGAGACACGCCUUCUACGUACUGUUCAUCUGCCAGAUUGCAUUUUGUCACACCAUUUAAACUGAUCAGAAUGACUUUCAUGUCACAUCAUGUGCUACGUUUCACAUGUGUCAGUCAAUCAUUGUAACAUUAUAUUCCUUUUUGCAUUUUCUUGUCAAAAUGUAUGUGCACAGAGUUUCUUCCAGGCAUCUCUUUGGUAAAUUUUUUUACCGCCCCC